UGGUAAUUUAAGAGAGACAGUAAUAAAGUAGGGUUCGUAAUAAUUGAGCUCUGCCUUUUCCCUAAAAUGGGUUCUUCGACGAAAUGGGCAACCACCAUUUCCACCAUUUCUUCUUCCUUGUAUUUCCUUCUCAUUAUUCUCCAAAUUCCACUCUUCAGGGUUCCUUGUAGAACUGGAAUAUGCAGAGGGCCAUUAGAGGUGACAGCCUCACACUUAAUUGCUACCGAAUUGUUUCCUUCAGCUGCAGUGAAGACUGUACUGUACCCUGGGGCUAUUGCACAUGCUUUCUUUAACAACAAAGCUAUACCAACUUAUCAUCACUUCAAGAAGUCAUUUACUUUUGUCUCUUUUAAGUCAGCCCCAGUAACCUUUGAUGAUCUACAACGACUUGAGGUCCUUGCAGGAAGCUAUUUGUCAGUGGCUGGAGCAUUUGCAUGUCUCAUAAAACCAGGGAGAAUGAGCUUCUUUGGGACACUGUUGGUCAUGUGGGGUCUGGCUAGAGAAAUGUUUCUGAGAAAAUCAACCAACAUUUAUUCUGGGAAAGCUGUCCUUAUUCAUCCUGCAAUGUUCAUUGCUCUGGUUUUUGCCUUUUUGUCUAUAAGAAGGGAUAUAAGGAAGAUCUUUCGUAGUAGCAAAAGCCGGUCCGUUAUGAAAGCCAAACUUGUAUAAAAUUUGAAGCAGCAAAAACUUGUAUGAGGAAUUACACUAGUUUUAGUUUGGAUUAAUGAUAUAUAAAUGUUAAUAACUGAUCUCUAUGUGACUCUGACUAAAGAAAUAUAUUGGAGACAAUGUUCUUAUGUUUUGUGUU
Cannabis sativa is the source of this 808-nucleotide messenger RNA. RefSeq lists its product as uncharacterized. The transcript has 3 exons. Lineage: Eukaryota; Viridiplantae; Streptophyta; Magnoliopsida; Rosales; Cannabaceae. The record is from RefSeq and is a predicted model, not a curated record. The coding region runs from base 67 to 669 and encodes 200 amino acids.